Molecule: messenger RNA, 1305 nt
Organism: Fonticula alba
Lineage: Eukaryota; Rotosphaerida; Fonticulaceae
Product: formate-tetrahydrofolate ligase
Exons: 8
Coding region: 1-1305 (434 amino acids)
Biological process (GO): tetrahydrofolate interconversion
Cellular component (GO): cytosol
Molecular function (GO): formate-tetrahydrofolate ligase activity; methylenetetrahydrofolate dehydrogenase (NADP+) activity; ATP binding
Source: RefSeq, a predicted model, not a curated record
AUGAAGCAGAAGGUCGCCGUUGAGCUCGGCAUGGACUUCACGCUCAAGCAGUUCCCCGAGGAUAUCCACCGCGCGCAGCUCCUCGCCGAGAUUGAGCGCUUCAACGCCGACCCCAAGGUCCAUGGCAUUCUGGUGCAGCUUCCCCUGCCGGCCCACCUGGACGAGCGCUCCAUCACCCAGGCCGUUUCCAUCCAGAAGGAUGUCGAUGGCUUCCAUGUGUCCAACGUCGGCAAGCUUGCCCUUCGCGGGGAGACCCCGCUCUUCGUCCCCUGCACGCCGCAGGCUUGCAUGGAGCUGCUGAAGCGCUCUGGCGUCCAGAUCGCCGGCAAGCACGCCGUCGUCAUUGGCCGCAGUAACAUCGUUGGCCACCCCGUGGCGGAGCUCCUGCUCAAGGCCAACGCCACUGUCACGGUGUGCCACUCGCAGACCCAGAACAUCGCGGAUGUUGUGCGCACCGGCGACAUCGUUGUCGCGGCCAUCGGCCAGCCGGCGUUCGUGCGUGGCGACUGGCUCAAGCCCGGCGCUGUGGUCAUCGAUGUCGGCAUCAACACCUCCCCCCACCCUGAGAAGCCUGGCGCCAUGGUGCUCAAGGGUGAUGUCAACUUCGAGGAGGCCCUCCCCGUGGUGUCGGCCAUCACCCCGGUGCCGGGUGGUGUCGGCCCGAUGACCAUUGCCAUGCUCAUGCAGAACACCGUGGCCAGCGCCCAGCGCUCGGUUAGCAGCUCCCUGCCGGCCAUGCACCUCCUCCCGCUGGACAUCCAGGACCCGGUGCCUUCGGACAUUGCCAUCUCCCGCGCCCAAACCCCCAAGCACAUGCGCGUUGUCUGCGAGGAGCUCGGCAUCCACGAGUCCGAGUUCGACCUGUACGGCAAGUACAAGGCCAAGGUGUCCCUCUCGAUCCUGGACCGCCUGGCCAACCGCGAGAAUGGCAACUACGUUGUCGUCGCCGGCAUCACCCCCACCCCCCUGGGCGAGGGCAAGUCCACCACCACCCUCGGCCUGGCCCAGGCUCUGGGGGCUGAGCUCGGCCGCAUGUGCUUCGCCAACAUCCGCCAGCCCUCCCAGGGCCCGACCUUCGGCAUCAAGGGCGGCGCCGCCGGCGGCGGCUAUGCCCAGGUCAUCCCCAUGGAGGACUUCAACCUGCACCUGACCGGUGACAUCCACGCCGUCACGGCCGCGAACAACCUUCUCGGUGCGUGCCCCGGCGCCCGGAGGAGAGGCACCUGUGGUCCCCGUGCUGACUGUUGGGAAUGCCUCCCAUUUCUCCUGCUGAGUCACCGGUCACGAGGCUCCUCGCAUUUCUAA